AUGCACUCACCUCUUAGAGAGCAGCCCGCCAUCAUGCUCUGGAAACUGGUUGAAAAUGUCAAGUAUGAAGAUAUCUACGAGGACCGGCAUGACGGCGUGCCCAGCCAUAGCUCCCGGCUGUCUCAGCUGGGCUCGGUCUCCCAGGGACCCUACUCCAGCGCCCCGCCGCUGUCUCACACCCCGUCCUCGGAUUUCCAGCCGCCCUACUUCCCGCCCCCCUACCAGCCUCUUCCCUACCACCAGAGCCAGGACCCCUACUCCCACGUCAACGACCCCUACUCCCUGAACCCCCUGCACCAGCCCCAGCAGCACCCCUGGGGACAAAGGCAGCGGCAAGAGGUGGGCUCCGAGGCCGGCUCGCUGCUGCCCCAGCCGCGCGCUUCCCUGCCCCAGCUCUCGGGCCUGGACCCCCGGCGGGACUACCACUCGGUCCGGCGGCCAGACGUCCUGCUGCACUCGGCGCAUCAUGGCCUGGACUCCGGCAUGGGCGACACCCUCUCCCUCCACGGCAUCGGGCACCCGGGAAUGGAGGACGUGCAGUCAGUAGAAGAUGCCAAUAACAGCGGCAUGAACUUGCUGGACCAGUCCGUCAUCAAAAAAGUUCCAGUUCCUCCAAAGUCCGUUACCUCCCUGAUGAUGAACAAAGAUGGCUUCCUUGGUGGCAUGUCUGUGAACACAGGUGAAGUGUUUUGUUCAGUACCUGGACGAUUGUCCUUGCUCAGUUCUACUUCUAAGUACAAAGUGACCGUUGGAGAAGUUCAAAGGCGCCUCUCACCCCCAGAAUGUUUGAAUGCCUCACUCCUUGGUGGAGUACUUAGAAGAGCCAAAUCGAAAAAUGGGGGCAGAUCGUUGCGAGAGAGGCUAGAAAAAAUCGGCUUGAAUUUACCAGCGGGCAGGCGCAAAGCAGCAAAUGUCACUUUACUCACCUCCCUGGUAGAAGGAGAAGCUGUACAUUUAGCUCGGGAUUUUGGAUACAUCUGUGAAACUGAGUUCCCAGCCAAAGCUGUUUCUGAGUACCUGAACAGACAGCACACAGACCCCACUGAUCUGCACUCCAGGAAGAACAUGCUGCUUGCCACAAAGCAACUUUGUAAAGAAUUCACAGAUCUCUUGGCCCAGGACCGGACACCCAUUGGCAAUAGCAGGCCCAGCCCCAUCUUGGAACCAGGGAUUCAGAGCUGCUUGACUCACUUCAGCCUCAUCACCCACGGCUUUGGGUCCCCAGCCAUAUGCGCUGCCCUGACUGCUCUCCAGAACUACCUGACAGAAGCUCUCAAAGGCAUGGACAAGAUGUUCUUGAACAACAGCUCUGCUAACAGGCACACUUCUGGGGAAGGACCAGGUAGUAAAUCUGGAGACAAGGAAGAGAAGCACAGAAAAUGAAAAAAAAAAAGCUAAUGAAAUUAGGAAAAAAAAUAAAGGAAAAGCAGAGAAAGAGAGAGAUCUUUUAAAACAUUUUAAUUUUAGCUUUAAAAUAUUGGAUUGGGCUUUGGAAGAAUUAUACUAGGUAGGUCACACCCACAAAUAAUUUUAUAAAAAGAUGAAUAAGGUCAGAGGCGCACAAUGGAACAGGAACAGUGGCUCAAUGGCUUUUACAAAAGAACUUUUGAAGACAACUUCCAGGAAUUUCCACUUCUGUCCUCCCACAAUCUUUUUAUUAUUAGUAUUAUUACUGGGGAAAGGGCAGGUUGAAAAAAUGACCAUAAUAAUUGAUAAUGCAAUCAAUAACGUAUUGGAAGGAUAAUUUUCAUAAUGUUAAUAUGUUGGCCAAGAUGCAUAGUCUGUUUCUGUAUUAUUGUUGUUUUUUUAAAAUGUCUAUCUGCAGUAGAAAUUACAAAACCUUUUAAGGGAUGAAUUUAUUUCAUAUUAGAGUGUCCUAAUCAGGGCAAAGACUCCUGCUUUCACGUCUGUCUAACUGCAGUCCCUUAAUUUCUGUGUCACCUUGCCAUUGCUUCUCUGUGUCAUCAGACUAGCUGGGCCUGAACUUUACCAAGAGUCUCUGGCCUAGAGAUCCAUUAACAGUGGUGGAGCGGGGAAAAGCAGGUCUAUUCACUGGGGCUGUCUAGGUUGGAAGUUAUUUUGAAGAAACAUAAGCCACUGCAUGUACUCCACACAGGCUCAGGCUGUGAAGAACUUACAACUAUACCUGUCUGUAAACACUAGCUACAUAGUUACCUGGUGCCCCCAGUCAGUGCAGACAAUUUGC
Varanus komodoensis (Komodo dragon) is the source of this 2206-nucleotide messenger RNA. It is a transcript of the gene TFAP2B, whose product is annotated as transcription factor AP-2 beta. Gene Ontology annotation, cellular component: nucleus. Gene Ontology annotation, biological process: regulation of cell population proliferation; anatomical structure development; regulation of transcription by RNA polymerase II. The record is from RefSeq and is a predicted model, not a curated record. NCBI's taxonomy places the organism in Eukaryota, Metazoa, Chordata, Lepidosauria, Squamata, Varanidae. The coding region runs from base 1 to 1383 and encodes 460 amino acids. Gene Ontology annotation, molecular function: DNA-binding transcription factor activity, RNA polymerase II-specific; RNA polymerase II transcription regulatory region sequence-specific DNA binding. The transcript has 7 exons.